GAAUCUCCCAUCCACUGUACAGCCAGGGGCCCCAGAGCUCUUCCUGCCAUCCCUUCUUGCCUCGGGAGUCUGAAGGAGCUGCUGCUGCUCUGCCAGUGCCUCCACUGCAGCCUGGCCCUCGUGGGAGGACAGGGGCCGUCGCCAUGUCGGUGUCGCACAGCUCCAGGCUGAACAAGCUGGUGCGGGAGCAGUACAUGAGGCUGCCCCAGGAUGGGAGGGUUCAGGUCACCUACGUCUGGAUCGACGGCAGCGGCGAGGGCGUGCGCUGCAAGAGCAGGACCCUCGAUAAGGAGCCCAAGAGCAUCGAAGAUGUCCCCGAGUGGAAUUUCGAUGGCUCCAGCACGGCACAGGCAGAGGGCUCCAACAGUGACAUGUUCCUGGUGCCGGUCUGCAUGUUCAGGGACCCCUUUUGCCUGGACCCCAACAAGCUGGUGCUCUGCGAAGUGCUGAAGUACAACAGGAAACCCGCAGAGACCAACCUGAGACACACGUGCAAGAAAGUCAUGGACCUGGUGAAGGACAGCCACCCCUGGUUCGGGAUGGAGCAGGAGUACACCCUGCUGGGCAUCAACGGCCACCCCUACGGCUGGCCCGACAACGGCUUCCCCGGCCCGCAGGGCCCCUAUUACUGCGGGGUUGGAGCAGAUAAGGUGUACGGGCGUGAUAUCGUGGAGUCCCACUACAAGGCUUGUCUUUAUGCGGGGGUGAAGAUCUGUGGCACCAAUGCCGAGGUGAUGCCCUCCCAGUGGGAAUUCCAGGUGGGCCCGUGUGAAGGCAUUGAGAUGGGGGAUCACCUCUGGAUGGCUCGGUUCAUCCUGCACCGUGUCUGCGAGGACUUUGGGGUUGUGGCCACUCUGGACCCCAAACCGAUGACCGGCAACUGGAACGGCGCCGGCUGUCACACCAACUACAGCACCGAGGAGAUGCGCAGAGAGGGGGGUCUCAAGCACAUCGAAGCUGCCAUCGAGAAGCUGAGCAAGCGGCACGAUUACCACAUCUGCGUGUACGACCCGCGGGGCGGCAGGGACAACUCCCGGCGCCUCACCGGCCACCACGAGACUUCCAACAUCUUCGAGUUCUCCGCCGGCGUGGCCAACCGAGGCGCCAGCAUCCGCAUCCCCCGCCAGGUGGGCCAGGAUGGCUACGGCUACUUCGAGGACCGGCGGCCGGCGGCCAACUGCGACCCCUACGCGGUCACCGAGGCCAUCAUGAGGACGACGGUGCUCAACGAGACCGGGGUGGAGACCAAGGACUACGCUGACCACUGAGGCACCAGGGUGGGUGGAGGUUCUCGUGCCUACAGUAGCUUCUCACGUGGGAUUUGUGCCUGUGCGGUGUCUUCAGCUGCAAGCUCAGACUCUUUAGGAACCUCGCUUCUGGUCUUGUGAAACUUCGCCUUAGAAAUAUGUAUUUUAUAGCAAGAGGGAGGGGCCCAACCUAUUUUCUCAACUACUUUGUUUUUUCUGGUUCCUGGUUUUAGGUCAUGAGGUUUUUUUUUUUAAAAAAAAAAAAUUUGGAUUGAAUUUUUUUUUCCCCAAUGGACUUUACACUGUGAUGUACAUAGAUUCCAAUGUGGAUGCUACAGCUGCUGCUGUUUGCACCUGUGGAGGGUGGAUGCUUUUUUUUUUUUUUUUUCCAUAUCUCUGUUGCAAGGAAAUGAUAAUAAAUAAUUUUCCUGGCUGCGUGGCAGCUGGGUUAUGCUGUGGCGAGUGCAUUUUCCUGUAA
Molecule: messenger RNA, 1725 nt
Organism: Vidua macroura (Pin-tailed whydah)
Lineage: Eukaryota; Metazoa; Chordata; Aves; Passeriformes; Viduidae
Product: glutamine synthetase
Exons: 7
Coding region: 144-1268 (374 amino acids)
Cellular component (GO): cytoplasm
Molecular function (GO): glutamine synthetase activity
Source: RefSeq, a predicted model, not a curated record